AUGAGUCACCAUUUGAGGCCACAGAGCAGCAGCUCAAAUACAUCCAAAUUUGCAGACAUCCGUGCUAUUGCGGGCCGGCAGAGACAGAUAAUGGAAUCCAAGCUGCUUUCUGCUGGCAACCUCACAAAUCCAUGGUGGUUAUCACUUGCGUGCAAGAACAGAUGCAGUGAACUGUGGGCGAUGGCCGGCGCUGGGCGCAGCCCCCAGAAUCGUGGCCCCCCAGCUGAUCGUGAGGCCGCCUCAGCAGACCACCAUCCAGCUGCCCCCCGGCUUCACUAUCCCGCCCGUUGUCGUCUUCCAGCUGCUCGACGUGCUGGAAACAAAAGAAGAGCCACCUGUCUGAGGGCGACGUCUGACAAACGGGCUGCCGUUAAUGAGGAUGUAAUUGGUAUGGUCUUGGUGCGCACGGAUGCUGGACAGCUUGUAAUGGUGCCUCAGCAGGCUCUAGCACAGGCUCAAAUGCAGGCUCAAGUACAAACGCAGGGACAAGGUCCUACCAGCAUUUCACCUAGACUUUCAGUGCCCACAGCUGGCCCCGUUUUUCGCCUAUCAACAACUCAGCAACCAACUUCUGUAGCCACAUCUACUGUCCGCCUAGGACUUCCAGUGCAAGCCAAAGUUGUUCAAUCAACUGCUGCACCUGUCAGUGCUACGUCUGCUGCAACUCUGCCAGGAGGCUCUAUUCUUUCACAUACCACAGUGUCAGUAGCUACAACGAGUGCUCAAAAUUUAUUCAAGACAACAGUAGCAACUGGAACAUCAGCUUCUCAACAACCUGCAGUAAUUACUGGUGGACAAACUCAAGCUACAGCACAAAACCAGGGUCAGCCUCGGCUGCCACUUCCACCUCAUACAACAGCACAAGUACCAGCACAGCCCCAGGUCAUACCAAGCUCUCCUGUACCUGGAACCACAGUUGUAUCACAGGAAAUGCAAGAGAAUGUGAAAAAAUGCAAAAACUUUUUAGCUACCCUUAUAAAACUUGCUUCUCAUAAUUCACCAUCUCCGGAAACGUCCCGUAAUGUGAAAGCUCUGGUUCAGGAUUUGUUGGAUGCAAAGAUUGAUCCAGAAGAAUUUACAGGCCGCCUUCAAUCAGAACUCAAAUCAUCUCCUCAGCCAUAUCUUGUACCUUUCCUUAAGCAGAUUAUCCAGUCAACAUCUGCUCAAACUGUGAAACGAAACCCUGCUUGCCAGACUACCCAGAUUAGGAUGCCAGUGGUAAUAACUCAGACCAUUAGACCACAAGGCACAGUAGGGAAGGCACCAACAAUACAAGCCAGCAAAAGUCCUGGGGGCUUUGGUGUUCAGGUCUCUGCAAAUCAGAAAAACAAGCUGAAUGACCCUGGAGGUGGUUCUUUCAGAGAUGAUGAUGACAUCAAUGAUGUUGCCUCUAUGGCUGGUGUUAAUCUUAAUGAAGAAAGUGCCCGAAUUAUGGCUGCCAACUCUGACUUGGUUGGAACCCAGAUACAGUCCUGUAAAGAUGAACCCUUUCUUGCUGCUAUACCUCUACAUAAACGCAUACUUGAAAUGGCUAAAAAACUAGGAAUUACUGAUGUGCCAGCUGAGGUGGUCACUUUUAUUUCCCAUGCAACACAAAACAGAUUAAGAACAGUGAUAGAAAAAGUAACAGUGAUAACCCAGCACCGAAUGGAGUCGUACAAAGAUGAUGAAUGGUAUGAACAAGCUACAGAUGUCCGAUCACAGUUAAAGUUUUUUGAACAGUUGGAGCGUUUAGAAAAGCAAAGGAAAGAUGAACAAGAGAGGGAAAUCUUGCUAAAGGCUGCCAAGAGUCGCUCAAGGCAAGAAGACCCAGAGCAAGCUAGACUGAAACAAAAAGCAAAGGAGAUGCAGCAACAAGAACUUGCACAAAUGAGGCAGAGGGAUGCCAAUCUAACUGCAUUGGCAGCUAUCGGUCCCCGGAAGAAACGGAAGCUUGAUUCACCUGGACUGCUUACCAUAGGAGGAGAGGGCCUCGGUAUGUCCGGUGGAAGUCAGGCUGGCUUGGGGACUCCUUCGCCCAGGCAGUAUGCACGACAGAAAAUAACUCGCGUAAACCUCAGGGACUUCAUCUUCUACAUGGAACAGGAAAGAGAAACGAGCCAUUCUCUCCUGCUCUAUCGAGCUCUGCUUAAAUAAAGCCAAGAAUUGUACUGAUUUCUCCAUACAGAAGCUCAACUUGCAUUGAAAAGCUGUCAUUUUAAUGUGCCUUCUAUUUUUUUCAGAAGUCAAUGUUCCAGUAAUUUUGUUUUGUAAAAUUGUCAGACACAUGCAAUAAAUUCC
Pygoscelis adeliae (Adelie penguin) is the source of this 2280-nucleotide messenger RNA. Its product is annotated as transcription initiation factor TFIID subunit 4-like. The record is from RefSeq and is a predicted model, not a curated record. The transcript is spliced from 16 exons. Gene Ontology annotation, molecular function: RNA polymerase II general transcription initiation factor activity; protein heterodimerization activity; DNA binding. NCBI's taxonomy places the organism in Eukaryota, Metazoa, Chordata, Aves, Sphenisciformes, Spheniscidae. Gene Ontology annotation, biological process: DNA-templated transcription; transcription initiation at RNA polymerase II promoter. The coding region runs from base 1 to 2136 and encodes 711 amino acids. Gene Ontology annotation, cellular component: transcription factor TFIID complex.